This is a messenger RNA of Prorocentrum cordatum, 1497 nucleotides long. Lineage: Eukaryota; Dinophyceae; Prorocentrales; Prorocentraceae. The record is from the annotation of a GenBank genome assembly.
AUGGCCGACGCGCCGGCCCCCUCCCGCUCCCGCUGGUUCACGGAGACGAAGGACCCCCAGCUGCUGCGGCAGUUUUCUGAGCUGGCGGACGACUCCGUGAAGUCGUUCAUCGGGGACAGGGUGGGUCCCGUCACGUCUACGAUCUUCAUCCUCAACUCGCUCACAGGCCUGUCGUUGCUGACGCUGCCUUACGGUUUCAGCAGGGCCGGCCUGGCAUUGGGCGCCCUCAUACUCUUUGUUUGCAUGGUCAUGGCCUUCGUCACGUCCACGUUCAUGUGCGAAGCCCUCUCCAUUGCCAACGCAUUGCAGUACGAGGCGGCGGAGGUUCGGAAAUUAGAAAACGACCCCGAAGUCCUGGCGAAAAUUCGCAAGGAGAAGGAGGAGAUAGUAACCACCAUUUCGGAGCCGCUGCUGAAGGAGAGGAUGGUUAAGCACCACAACACGGUCGACCUCUUCGUGCACGAUAAUCGGGGGUGCAAUGCCGAACGCGAGUUCAAGAUCCGGGAACGGCUUGAGUUAGGAGUUAUGGGGGAGCAGGUGCUGAAAGGGUCGAGGGGGAGAGUGUGGUCAGCUAUGAUUUACGCGACUGUCAUGAUAUACGUCUUGGGCACCGCCACCGCGCUGGUAGUGACAGUGAACAAGUCCCUUCGGGGCACCAUGUGCUCUGCUGUGGACUUGGCUAGCAAUGGGGUGCACCAAUGCGAUGUGCAUUCCGGAGUUAUCAUCUACAAGUGCUCCGUCGUAGUCACGUUCUUCCUAGUGUUGCCACUCUGCUUCGCUGAUAUCCAGAAGACGAAGAGAUUCACGAUGGGCAUCAUGGUGGUACGCUUCAUCGCCAUCGCUUGCUUGCUGCUUAUCUCAUCCUGGUUCGCAGGGCAGCGAAUACAUAGAGAGGGAUGGAGUGCGGUACAGGGCCAGUUGCCUAUGUGGAACAUCGGCGAGUUCGCGUCCGUCUACGGCAACGCGGUGUUUUUGUACGGCCUCCACCAGUAUCUGCCCAGCAUGGUCUCGCCCUUGGAGAAACAGACGCAGGCUCCGUGGGUGAUCCUGGCAGCGUUUCUCAUCGGGGCGGCUAUGCUACGUGAUCAUCCUCAGCGUGUGCGCCACAGCCAUGGUGGCCUGGGGCGGCGAGGCGCACGGCAGCUGCUCCACCCAUCCCGGCGGCCACUUCUGCCAGAUCCAGGACAUCUACAGCCUCAACUUUGCGCCCGUGAGCCAGGGGCACGGCGCCGUGAGCCUGUUCCUGGUGACGUACCCCGCCAUGGCCGUGGCCAGCAUCCCCAUCGCGGCGAUCACCCUGCGCAACACCAUCUCGAAGUCCAACACGGCGAUGACCCUCGGCGUGCUCCUGCCGCCCUUCGCGGUGGCCUUCUUCACCGAGGACGUGCAGGCCGUCAUCAAGUACGUCGGAGGCUACGCGGGGCUCACCACGGCCACCUUCUUCCCGGUCCUGCUCGUCUGGCGGGGCCGGCGCAUGCUGGACCAGAGCGUGUCCGA